Molecule: messenger RNA, 7253 nt
Organism: Magallana angulata
Lineage: Eukaryota; Metazoa; Mollusca; Bivalvia; Ostreida; Ostreidae
Product: sphingosine kinase 2-like
Exons: 6
Coding region: 1069-2946 (625 amino acids)
Biological process (GO): sphingosine biosynthetic process
Cellular component (GO): cytoplasm; intracellular membrane-bounded organelle; membrane
Source: RefSeq, a predicted model, not a curated record
UUUAAAAAGAUGUGAUUUAAUAUAGUUAUCCACUUUUUAUAUAGGAUCUAUAGAGAUGUUCAGAGAUGUAUUGAUCACCCAAGAUAACCACCAUGUAUUGGCAAACUCUGACCUUAUAGAGACACCACUUCACUGAACGCAUUUUGUCAAGUGUUUGUAGUUAAAUACUAGUACCGGUAUUACAUGUACUUAAGAUGUUUGAGAUUGGAGGGGUGUCAACAGUACAAUGAUUGAAAAAAAAGCCCUCUUGAAUAAUUUUAAGAUAACUUUAUUGGUCUGGUAAUAAUUGUGUGUAACCUGGGCUGAUUUCACAGCAUGACAUCACAAAUCUUGUUUUGACAAGCACCUGUCAAUAGCUUUAACUGCAUGUCAAGUCAUCCAUCAUCGGGCUGAAAUAUACAUGUUUUUUUUUAACACAAGGAUUGGAAAGAACAAGUUGCUGAAAUGUGUUCAGAAUUAAAUUCAUAUUAUACCAAUUACUGGAAAUGGUCAACGAAGCAGUAACUAUUGACUGCCAUUACUAUUGGGACCCUUCAGGUGAACUGUUGUCUUUGGGUAUUAACUAUGUAUGUCGCAACAAAACAUUAGAGUAAUAGAUAUUCAACCCUGCGGAUUAAAGGGAAGGCCAGAAAUUUAAAGUAGGGGAACAGUUUGAUUGGCUAUAUACCUGAGUUUGUCGUGGAUUGGGGUAACAUGUUUACUAAAAAGCCGGAUACAUGUGGGACACAGAGUUGUGUGUAGUGGAAAUAUAGGAGGUGAAAAUUGCAUCGAUCUAAAAAUUGAUUUUCUGAAUCUGUACAACCUUGUUUUCAAAUACUGACUUUUGGAAGUUGGAUCUGUUUAUUUUGGAUGUUUACCGUUGACAGUGUUAUGUCAAAAGUUGCCGGUAUUAUGUAGGAAACGUGCAUUUUCUGAGUAUUGAUAGCAAGUAAAACAGGAAGCAGGCGUGAUUACAGUACUGGAUAUCUCCGUAAGACUUGAUUGUGCUAUUGUGUAUAUAUUUCCUUCCUAUGAAUUACAGGAGUUAUACUUCAUUCUCACACACAUACACACACACACUGGUUCAACAUGGAACAGAACAAGGUCCUUCUUCAAGGAAAAUUUUCUGUUUCCUCAAAGCCAGGGAAGGUUUAUGUUGUGGAAUUGACAAAUCAGUUCCUGAAAUUCCAAGAUGCGAGCUGUGGGAGAGACACUGAUGCUGAGGGUGUGAUAGAUUUGAGAGAUGUGAUUGGCUGUCGUAUUAACGCUGGUGUAAACAAACAGGGUCGAUCUACCUCAUGUACCUGUAUGAAUUCCUCUGUUGUUGUGGACCGGUCAGAAUGUUUACUUUCUGUUUAUUUUUGUCCAAAGAAGAAAAAGAAUUCGCUGAGCCGGUCGUACCAAAGACGACAUUGCACAUUAACCCUUGGACUAUCUCAAUACGCUGAUUACAAUUCUAACAAAACUGUCUGUGAAAAGUGGAGAAAAAUCAUUCUUAGCUUGUCCACUGAAAAUAACAAUGAUAUAACAUUUAACACAGAUAUAGAGAGUUGUGAAGUACCCCUCCCGAGGAAGCUGCUAGUUUUAAUCAAUCCAUUCAGUGGCCCAGGGAAAGCCCUCCAGAUCUUCCAAAAUGGAGUCUCCCACAUGCUGGAGGAGGCAGACAUUUCUUUCAAAUUAAUCGUCACAGAGCAUGCAGGCCAUGCUACAGAGGUGAUGAGAAGCUUAGAUCUGUCUGCCUGGUACGGAGUGGUCAUUGUAUCUGGAGAUGGACUUAUAUAUGAGGUCAUUAAUGGUCUGAUGAGCCGGAGCGACUGGGAAACGGCCAUCAAUUUUCCCAUUGGUUGUAUCCCUGGUGGAUCUGGGAAUGCACUUUGUCUAAAUAUAAACUACCUAGCAGGGGAACCUGUGGAUUUGAACCCAAUACUCCACUCAACCUUCGUGUUAAUAAAGCACAGAGUGAUUCCUAUGGACCUGGUUUUGGUGCAGACUCAGAAGACUCAGCUAUUCUCCUUCCUGUCCAUUACCUGGGGUCUCAUAGCGGACAUUGACUUCGAGAGCGAGCGAAUGAGAGUCCUUGGAGCCUCCAGAUUUACUCUAUAUUUCAUUAAACGUGUUCUUAGUCUGAGGAAAUACAGGGCAAAAAUUUCUUUCCUUCCAGUAACCCCAUAUGACCCAGAUGCUAAAAAUCAAAAGGAGAGGGUGAGGAAAUUUUCCAAACCCAGACGAUUCACGAUGAUCAGAAACUCCACCACACAGAAUAACCUCAGUUCCUCUGUGUGUGAGAAUGGGGUACAGGGCAUGUACAGAAGAAAUGGCACUGCCCACUCUAUACAACGAUUUAGGUCCAAGUCCAUGCCGGCAGUUAAAGACAUUGAUCAUGACAGCCAGCUAACUGAAGACAUAUCAGGAUUCGAGGAGCAUGACAAUGUAAUGUUUAGUGUUGACGACACAGACGAGUGCUUUUCUUCUAGUCUUCCAAAUGGCAACCCUGUGAAAGAGGACAAUACAAGUACAGGCAGUGACAAUACGUUCGAAGAAAUGGUGCAUACUUUGAGCAAUGAUGGUCAGCCAAUCAAGGCUAGUCUUUUAUCCCCGUUAGAGGAGGAGGUCCCCUCUAACUGGGUCACCAUUGAGGAUGAGUUCAUCACAGCGUGCGCCCUCUACCAGCCCUAUUUGGGCCCCGACAACCUGGCCUCCCCAGAAUCCAGACUGAAUGACGGACAGAUACAUCUGCUAAUGAUCCGAUCUGGAAUUCCGAAAUCGGCGCUCGUCAAUCUUUUCUUGACUUUUGAGACAGGGGACCAUGUUAAUUCGCCAUACGUAGAAAUGGUGAAGGUACUUGCCUUCCGCCUCGAGCCGUCGGGAACUGAGGGCAACAUUAUGGUGGAUGGAGAGCAUGUUGAUUAUGGACCAAUCCAAGGCCAGGUGCUACCUGGGAUAGCAAGGAUCAUGGGAGUCCAGUGACCUAUUUCUUUCUAUAGCAAGAAUUAUGGGAGACCAAUUUUCUACUGCAAUUGUGAUAAAUAGGUCACUUCAUCAGAUUGUGCUUCUAUAACUUAAUAGGUUCAGAUUCAUUAGUCAAAAUUUUAAUUUUUUUUUCUUUUGGAUUUGAUUUUGCAAUGCGGUACGUUGUCCAAGGUUGUUUUUAUAUUUAAAGUUGUAGUGAUUUUUAAGAGAUUUCACAAUGGCAAUUUUUGAAAUGUUCAGAUAAACAUAUUUGUGUUCUUUUUUAUUUUAAAUUGGUAUCUGAACACUUUUUUGUUAUUCUUUAAAAAAAAAACCAGUCCCCUUGUUGCAGUAAUGUAAAAAGGGGGCAUGCUUUUAGACUGCAUUUCAAAUUUCAUGUUUUUUGUGGAAUUAUUUGUAUUUUUUCAAACAUUUUUUGUUGAAAUGCAGAUAAUUAUUUACCUUGUGCACCUACCUAAUCAUUAAAUGAUUAUGUGGAGCCAUUCUAACUUUAUGUUACAUUGUACAUGUACCUUAAGCAUUGUUAAGGGAGGCAAUUGAGUGUGAAGAAUUAUUACCUUUAACUGUAUAAAAUUUUGAAGAAAAAUUCAUCCAUAACAAAAUCUGCAACUUAUGAUAUGUUCAAGAAUGUUUUAAUAGGGGACCAACUUUGUUUUUGAUAGUGUUGGGAGCAUUGAAAAUUUUGUUAUGUUGGUACAUGUGUAUAUGUUGAAAUAUACAAGUGUUGUUAUGUAAUGUUGUAACAAAUUUAACACUUAGAAAAAUUGGAAUAUAUUUACAUCAUUGCAUCAUCGUGUAUUUUGAUGACCUUCACUCCAUUAGACUGGUUAUCAUCAUGAUUUAUUUAUUUAUAUUUAUAUUUAUUUACCAAGAGUUUGCAAAUGAUCUCAACAACAGAAAUAUGUUGUUUAAAGAUAUUGGUCCAUUUGAGACAAAGAGAAAUGGAGGACUUAUUUUUCAUUGAAAGACAUAUAUAUAUGUUAAGAUAUUUGCACACUCAUUUUGAAAUGAAGAUUUGUCUUAAAGUUUUCAACAAACAACGUUUUGGUAGCUGAAAAGGAAUAACUGAAUUCUUUUUUUUGAAAGAUUCCUUAACACCCCCCCCCCAAAAAAAAAGUAAAAACUAUUUGGUUCAUUUGUCAUCUGCCUCUGCCUCUUAGCACAAAUCAAUCACAAUUAAAAUCCUCCCUGACAUAAUAUGAUAAAGUGACAGCAAUUAAUCAGGCAUAUAUUUUUGUCUCCAUGUAUAAUGUAGCUAAUGGAGAUUCCACACCAAGGACUGUGAUAGAUUUCUAAACAUUUAAAUGUCGGCUCUAUGUUCAAUGAAUAAUCCAUAUUGGUUUUUGUUUUGUUGUUUUGUUGUUUUUAUAGAGAUUUAAUUAAUUAACAUCUGUAAUGAGCAGUAUUAUACUUGCAGGGAUUUUUUUCAUAAGGUGCAGAAGUUUUUUGAUGAUAAAAACUUAUUAUUGAGGACUUCACUAAUGUAUUUUACUUUAAUGCAUUUUUGUUUGCUAGUGCAAUGAAUUUGAGGACAAGUGCUAGUAUCGGUAGAUAUAGAUGAGAUUGGUACAUGUAUAAUGGUAUAUUUCCCCACCAUCCCUUUAAAUUUUUCAUUUAUUUGUCCCAUAAUCAGGUAGAGAACAGUACAUUUUGUCAGAACCAUAUUGAAUAGUGAUAAGAAAAAAAUCAGUUUUAUUCCAUAUUUUUUUGAAAUAUUAUGUAGUUAAUGCAUUGUAUAUAAACUGUGUGCUUUUACUUAUAUGUCUGUGGUGAAGCAUCCUUCAUGCAACAAUGCAAAUGAAAAUGAAAACAGAUUUUUCAAUCCUGGUAUUAGAAGUAAAAAUUAAAUACAAUUAAACAGUAAAUCCGCUGUAAGCUCUGCCUUUGUGAGUAACCUUACUGUUAAAAAAAUGAAAAUAGAGGUUAAAACCUUUUUGUCAAAAUAUUUGGAUUGGCAUUUCAAUCUUUAUGAAGUUAUAGAAGGCUGAAUUCAUGAGCAUAAAGACAGAAUGUGUGAAAUAACAAUAUCAGAAUUCACAACAACUUUUUAAAGAAACAUGUAAAUGUAUAAACAUUCCGAGACCUAGCAGGUAAAUCAAGAAUGUAUAGUUCAAAUGUAGCUACUUACUGUCAACAUAUUUAGGGCAUUUAAAUAACCUAAUUCAGUUUUAUGAUACAUAAAGUUUAUGGAUGUGCAUGUGAAUGUGGUUCUUGAAGCAUGAAAGCUUAUUGUGUUUGAUGUGAUAUUUUUUAUGACCGACUGGAAUAGAUUUAUGCCUGAAAUAUUUUUCAAAUUUUAGUGACUGCAUUAUAGAAUAUGUUGCCAGUCAUGUGGAAAGGAGGAAAAGUGAUUGCAAAAUAAGUUAAAGUUCAAAAUGAUUUCAUCUGCUUUUAUGAGUGUAAUUAUUUUGGAAAGAUGGUGAACUAAAUCAUAUCAAGUCAAGAAAAACAAUGAAGUACAUGUACAUAUAUAUUUGUAUUCAGCUUAAAAGGCAGAUGCUGACCCUUGUACAUGUACUUUGGACACCUGUAGAUAGAUUUUUGUAUUGUUGUCAAGUGUGUGAAUUUUGCACUGUAUUGAUUAGUUCUGCCUCUGCCUCCUAGAUUUCCUGUAGCAGCUCAAUCUUUAGAUCUUCAAUUUAUUUGAUCAUAUGUCCUUAAUUACACUAACAGCAGAUUGACAAAAUUAUAAAGCAGUAAGCCUUUUAACUAGAUAAAUAUUCAUAUUACAAUUUCUUUUUGAAACAUUAGAAAACAACUCUUGGCAAGGCAUUUUGAUGCUAGUAUUUUGAUGGUUGAUGAACCUUGAUUAAAGCCUGUAAAAGAGCAACCAAGAAAUGUUGAUAGGUUUUGCAGUUAUUAUAAUUUUAAAGUUUCACAACUGUUCAACAUGCAUCCACAACGAAUACAUGUACUCAUAUAGUAUUAUCUUUUAUCAUCCACAUUUCCUUUAAUAAUCCGAUAGAAUCGGAUGUAAAACUUGUUAUCAAAUACUCAUACUUUCCCUGUGAUGGAGAACUAUACACUGAACUACUGUUCAUAACUGUUAAACAACUUUUAUUUGUGACUACAGCUGUAGUUCCCAAUGAAAAAAUAUUCUUGACAAGGGGAUGUAAACAUUGAGAUCAUGAAUAUUUAUUGAAUGCCAGUAAAAGUUGGUUUUCAGUACCUGUUCAUGUACUGUGGCUCUUAUGUAAAUUUGUUUAUGAUCCUUGUAAAUGUGUAGUACUUUGUCUGUCUGUCUAUCUGUGCCAAAAGUCUUUUCAAAAGGGAUUCCAGACCAUAUGAGCUGUUGAAUAGUGCUACAACAAUUUCUUUUGUCAAUAUUCUUGUGAACUGGUAUUUUGAAACAACACCUUAUACCAGUAAAUAAAUAUUUUAACAGCUCUAAAUAUUUCUUUUUAUAUCACUCCCAAAAUGUUACUUUGGGACACUUAGCUGUUAUUUUCAGCACCUUUAUCAAAUUCUAUGCAAAUAAAAUAAGUAGUAAUUCUAUAAAAAUUUACUGUUAGUAAAAAUUGAGUUUGAUAACUGGGUUACAUUUAAGUAACAGAAGCUGCUAAAACUGAUUUGAUUCUAAUGAAAUAUACUAGUAUAUAUACAUUGGUAUUUUGCUGCAAUGGCCCUGACUGUAUCGUUUGUAUAUCCUGUUUCUGCAGAUAUAAUUUUUUUGAUUUCUAUUUUUUGAGGCAUUUUAAUUUUAGAGAGGAAAAUUGCAUGCUUAUUAAGGUACCAUAAAUUAGUGAUAUUUAUUUUUUGCAUUAUUUCUCCAACUUUUCUUAAAAUCUAAACAAGGUGCAUAAAUGUGUUUGCAAGCCAAUAAUGGGUUUUAAGAUCACUGUACUUCAGAAAAACUUUUUGAUUUUUGAUUACAAAGUAUUAAUUAAUAUAUCCUUUUGUGACAAUGUUUAUUUUAAUUAUUUUUUUUAAAUAAUUCAAAAUAAAAUUUUCACAUGUUGGAUAGUCCCAUUGUCAAACAAUAAUUAUUAUUAAGAAAAUUAUUUCAAACAGAUGUAUUGUUAUUAACAUCAAGUAUUAUAUUAGGCAUAAAAUGCUUUUAUUUUGUUGUUAAAGAAAUGUUAUUUCACAACAAUGAUUAUGGUACAUGUAUAAUCCAAAUUGAUUGAUUUUAAUUCUAUCACUCAACUUCUUGCAAUUUUUGAUAAAAAUAUUAGUUAGUUUUUGUUGUUGUUUGAAUUGGAUCAGCUUUCUGGAAUGAUGUUUAAAAUGAGACCUGGAUAAAGAUUGUCAUAGGUCAGGCUUAUUUUGAUUGUUGUAAUAAACAAAUAAAUGUUAAAAUUUGA